CCCCUCCGCUCUUCGCAUGAGCAUCGACUCAGCAGCCAUGACACUUGAGCGCGCCCUACGCGCCUGUCGCGUUCCAAAAUAGAACACUUUUAGUUUUUUAUUCAUUAGCUGCUUGGAAUGCUCUGGAUUGAUCGUGAGUUUUCAUCAUCGUAGAAACUUCGCGAUUUUGCUUCGUUCGCUGCAAUCUUACAAUAAAUCUCCAUUGACAGGACCCGAAUAUGGGAGGAAAGAAGUAAAGUGGUUCGUUGCCGUGGCCCCAGUGUCGGGAGGCGAGGGCUGCGCCGCUGAGCGCAUGUGGCGGAACGCGUGCAGCACGCUGUGCGCGCCGGGCGCCGAGGAGGCCUGGCGCCGCAUCGUCGACACCGCGCCCUCCGACACUGUUUGGCACUCGCUGCGGAAUUGCGUCGCUUACCAGGCGGGCGUUUGGCAAAACUUGCUAACGAAAGGGAUCGAUGACGUCGUCCAACCGGCAGCAUUCAAAUUGGCGAUAGUACUACGACACACGCCGUCCGAGCUAACCGUCAAGCUGUUGUCCGAGCUGCUCCGGUUGCAUCCUCAGUCGCAAGACCUGACGUCGUACAUCCUGGCGCUGCUGACGGACGACGAGGCGUCGUGGUGCGGCGCGUGCGGCGCGGGCGAGUCGCCGUCGUCGCCCACGCCGCUGGGCCCCGCGCCGCUGCGCGACCUGCGCCUGUUCGGCGACUGCGAGCUGGCCGUGCUGGCCGCGUCGCGCGAGGAGUACGACGCGCACGCCAAGCUCGUGCGCGCCGAGUACUCCAAGCUCACCACCAACAACUACGUGGAGCUGCGGGUCAAGGUGCUGAACCAGUUCUCGCAGAUCCCGAACCUGUACCACACGCCGGAGUUCGCGGGGCUCGAGGGCGCGGCGAGGGAGAACAUCGAGCGCGAGAUCUGCACCUUGAGGGAACACCUGCUCACCGGACGACAGGAACCCAAAUAAGACGCACCUGACGAGGGAAC
Messenger RNA from Hyposmocoma kahamanoa, 981 nucleotides. RefSeq lists its product as uncharacterized. The record is from RefSeq and is a predicted model, not a curated record. The transcript has 6 exons. NCBI's taxonomy places the organism in Eukaryota, Metazoa, Arthropoda, Insecta, Lepidoptera, Cosmopterigidae. The coding region runs from base 293 to 961 and encodes 222 amino acids.